AUGAAUGGAAUCGGAUUACGGUCACUGGUGCCGGAUGGUGGCCAAAGAUUUACACUGGGUUUCCUGGUGUUUUUCACCGUCUUGUCGGCUGACUGUGCUCUAGCAUUCUACAAAACAUUUGGAGAGCUAAGCGUACACACGCUCACGGAUUCCGGUUCACUCGACGAUUGUUCUCUAAGACUGCAGAAGCUGUUAGAUCGUAAGGUGUCUAGCCAGACGGCUUCGUAUCCGACGUACUCUAGAGAGUAUGCACACCUGGUAGCCAUCGGGUGGAAGCAAACCAGUGGUGACUUCGAGUGGAGAUGUUCCGGAACACUGAUCGCCGAAGACUUCGUACUAACAGCGGCCCAUUGUACGGUUGAAGAUGGAAAAGAACCAACAACGAUUCGUGCCGGUGACCUGGAUUUGUACAGCGCCGAAGACGACCGCUUUGCGCAACAGCUGGACAUCGCGGAAAUCGUCCGCCAUCCCGAGUUCGAUACUGACAGUGCCUAUCACGAUGUAGCGCUAAUCAAACUUGCAAAACCGGUGACUGUGACCGAUUUUGUAACACCGGCUUGCUUGUAUACCAACGAGUCGCUCGCAUCGCUGCCGUUGUAUGCUACCGGCUGGGAUUUUUAUGCUGACGUUUCCCCACCCGUCUACAGCACCCGGUUAAAUUUAAUCGAUCAGGACCGAUGCAAGUUUUGGUACCGUGACAACAAGGAAGCGUUCCGAAAGGGAAUCAAUCGGAUGCUAAUGUGUGCCGGAGAUGAACAGCAAAGCGACUGUCCGGGCGACACCGGUGGACCCCUGCAAGCGAGACUGCUGUCGAGCUCGAAGUACACUCCAUUUGUGGUGGGUGUCUCAGCACUGGGGGUGCCAUGCGGACAGACAACACCGGGAGUGUAUGCAAAAAUUUCCCACUACAUCAAUUGGAUAGAGGAUGUCACUAAACUGAACUUUUUCCCACAAGAAUGUGUCGUGAAGCACAUCUCCAAACGUGAAUCAGACGAAGCACUUGUUGCUCCCGAGCUGAAGACCAGAUACAACCAACCACACCUGACGGGAAAACGAGACAUGACGACUUCCGAUCCGCACCGGGCACAAUUACAAAUCUUUAAAGAGUUCAAGUGUGCUGUUGGAAAGGACGGUGAUAACGUGGAUUGGAUCUGCGGAUGUACGAUUGUAGCACAGGAUUUUGCCGUGACAUCGGCCCGUUGCGUAAAAAACGUCGAGGUCGACAUCGUCAACUACAAAAACGACUGGAAGCGCAUAGACGAGAUAAUCUUCCACCCGGAGUACGACAAAAAGACGCUCUACAACGAUCUGGCGCUGAUACGACUGCAAACCGAUAACAGGAAUCGAUACGAUUGGAAAUCAGUUUCUUGCAUCGCAGCCAACGAAGAUCAAAGGCAGUUCCUGUCGUUCGGCAUCGGGCCGUACAACCUGAACGAUGAUGGUUCGAUGGAUAACAACACCGAUGGAACCGAGCGCUACCUGACAGCCACGUUGCAACUGAUGGAAAACGCAAAUUGUACCGAACACUAUAAGAAUUAUGGCAUCCUGAAGGAUGGCAUCAACGAGACGCAAUUUUGUACGUGGUCUAAAGAUAGUCUGGUCACGGGAGCUUGCGAACCGUGGAACGGGAACGAGGUGCUGAAUGAAUUACGACCCCCCAGCGACUCCAAUCCGUUCCCGGAGGACCUAAUCGGGAUCGGUUCGUAUGCGCCGGACUGUGGAUUCGGUGGCCGACCAAUGAUCAGCACCAAGGCAAUCGCUUUUCGCGAAUGGAUGAAUUCGGUUAUCUACAGGACGAUUAACGUCAACACUGUUAGGCAAGUGCUGAUGGAGAAGGAACUGGCGCUGGACUACAUCUGCGAGGCUUCCGACCGGGAGGCCGGCGUCUGUGUGCAUAUCGACCACUGCAGCCAUCGCGCUCUGGUGGACGAAAUCAAAUUCUGCACGAACGAAACGGCACCGAUAGUGUGCUGUCCGGUUAAUUCGUUCAUCGCGACGGCACAUUUGCCACUGCUCACCGACUGCGAAACCAAUUACCAGCGCUUCAGGAAGAAGAACGUGGAUUUCGCCUCGCCCGACGGUCGACAGGUCGAGGCCGGGGAACACCCGCACGCCGUGAUGAUCGGAUGGAAAGUCAACAAGACCGCCACCAAUUGGCACUGUAUGGGAACGUUAAUUAACAAAAACACCGUCCUUACAACGGCAGGAUGCACGAACACGGUCAAAAGGCGCCGCCCGGAUGUGAUCAGCAUCGGUGAAUCGGACGUGAGCAAAAUCUAUGAUGGCGUGGCGCAAAUUAUACGUGUGAUGGAGACCAUUCGUUACCCCAGCUACAAUCCCAAAACACGUGAAUACGAUAUUGCCAUACUGAAGCUGGAGUCCGAGGUGGUUGUCAACGAGAAUGCAAUCCCCGCUUGUUUGUGGCGUGAUUUAAAUCGAACGCCUUACUAUACGCAGGAGGUGCAGUUCGAUAAACAGUUUCUCACCGCACGAGACAAGAACCUGGUGCACAACCGGGACUGCCAACAGUUCACGUCCCACACCGAGCUCAACAACGACCAGAUGUGCUGGCAGGAGUUCAAACUGCGUGCUGAUGGCAGCGAGGCAGAAAACUGUGGCCACCGAGGGGAUCCAUUUAUCUCGUUUCAGCGCAGCAACAACAUCUACCUGCCCUAUCUGGUGGGACUGUACAGCUUCGGCGACAAACAGUGCGCUUCCGGCGAGCCCGUGGUGGCGACCCGGAUAUCGUCCUACAUCAACUGGAUUAGCCUGUAUCUUUAG
Messenger RNA from Sabethes cyaneus, 2781 nucleotides. RefSeq names its product transmembrane protease serine 9-like. The record is from RefSeq and is a predicted model, not a curated record. Gene Ontology annotation, biological process: proteolysis. Gene Ontology annotation, molecular function: serine-type endopeptidase activity. Lineage: Eukaryota; Metazoa; Arthropoda; Insecta; Diptera; Culicidae. The transcript is spliced from 12 exons. The coding region runs from base 1 to 2781 and encodes 926 amino acids.